ACGUCUCCAUCUCUCUACACCUGCUCUCUCACUGGCACCAUGAUAAACACCUACCAUACCAGCCUGCCGAUGCCACCGCCGCCACCUCCACCAGUCCCUCCUCGCUUCCACAGCAGGCCUGAGCCGCGGCACAACUCAAGCCUGAUCUGGUUCUUGGCUGUGGUGCUGGUGAUGCACAUGUUUCUCACGUUUGGGGGAUUCAUCUACCUUUUUCACAAGGGCAACCAGCAAGAAUUGAAUGAAAACAAUGAUGACUUCCACAUCCUAAAGAGACUUCAGCAAUGUAAAGAUACAAACUUGGAUGGCCAGUCAUUGCCCGACUGCAAACAGGUUCUAGACAAAUUCAACAACAUUGUGGCAAAGGCAAGUCAAUGUUUAACCAUGGAUAUGUUAACCACUUUAAACUCCCUUGUACUUGAGGUAAAUCAAACAGAAGUUGCCAUGUUGACUGGGGACCACUACGAUGGAGCUCUAGCGCACAUGUCAGUCAGGAGAACUCCAAGCACAGGAAAAGGCAAUGCGGUCCGUGCCCUGGAAUGGAACUCUGACCAUUCUAGUCAAGUGAAUGUGGACACAGAGGGUGAUAGCAGACUCCGCAUCAGUCGCGCCGGCUACUACUACAUCUACUCACAGGUCACCUUCUCCAUCAAGAACGGCACAGCGCCAUUGGAAAACACCAUCCGACAUGUCAAGUUGAAGAAGCCGGACAAUACGUGGAGCAAACCCCAGGAGAUAGACGAGGUCUUACUCAAGUCUUACUGUCCACCCACAAAGUUACCGCUGUGCACUGCCUCACAAGGAGGGGUGUUCAAGCUGGACAAAGAUGACCGGUUGUAUGUGCAGGUGACGAACCUGAGCUGGGUGAACUAUGACUGGAGUGCCACCUUCUUUGGAUUAUACAAACUUUAAGAACUGGAGCUUCCUGUGCUGGACCCAAGGAGACAAGGAGGACAAUAAAAAAAAGCCAAGAAGUUUAAGGAUACGGGACUUCACUAUUCACCUGCACCACCUUACUUCUUCUACUGGAAUACUUCCUAAAAUGAAUGGCAACAGAACAAUGAAAAACUGCACUACAAUUUGAGUAAAAGUCCUUUGAGAAGAAAAAACUGAGAAUGUAUUUAAUCUUUGGAAGAUUUGAAUAGACACUCUUCUGUCUCCAGAGUAUUAUGUCAGUAAAUGGUAUUUAUGGUAGCAUCAUUUGAUAAAACAACUUGCUGGGAUUGGUAAUGAAGGUUAUGAAGGACAUAUUUUCGGCUCUUUGAUGAGUUCACAUGAAACCAUGUUUCCAAAUGACAUUGAUUGGUUCAUGAAAGUGUAACCAAGCUGACAUAUAUGUAAUAGUAAUCUGCUAGAAUAAUAUUGUAGCUAAUUUUCAUAUGGUGACCCUGCAUCGGUCUCCUAACAACAGAAUAUACGGUAUUUAGAUAACUGACCUUGUGUUUGCAGUGGCAAUGUUUUAAGUAACUUAUUUCUCUUUUCGGAGAGUUUGAAAAAGAUUGUAUUUAUUUGGGGACUGGGGUGAAUACUUAGGACUC
Molecule: messenger RNA, 1535 nt
Organism: Alosa alosa (allis shad)
Lineage: Eukaryota; Metazoa; Chordata; Actinopteri; Clupeiformes; Clupeidae
Gene: cd40lg
Product: CD40 ligand
Exons: 5
Coding region: 40-909 (289 amino acids)
Biological process (GO): immune response
Cellular component (GO): membrane
Molecular function (GO): tumor necrosis factor receptor binding
Source: RefSeq, a predicted model, not a curated record